AUGGCAAACUUAAAAAUCGAAACGCUUCCCGAUCCGGGGAAUCGUUAUAAGCUCGGUGAGCUCAUCGGUAGUGGCGUGUGUGCCAAGGUGUACCGGGCUACCGAUACGCAGGCCAGCAACAAGAAUGUGGCGAUCAAGGUGCAAAAAUUCGAGGGUGACAUGAAAACGACCAUCCAGGAAGAGUUUCGCAUAUUGCGCGAUCACUCCAAGCAUGCUAACCUGAUCGACUUUUACGGUGUUUAUCGCAAGAAGUGCCCGGCGGGGGAGUGUGACGAGAUUUGGUUCGUGCUGGAGUACUGCGACUAUGGUCCAGCUGUGGAUGUGGUCCGGAAGUUGUUCGUGAGCAAUCGUCGCGCUAGCGAGAUGCAGCUGGCGUACAUUUUGCGCGAAGUGUCGAAGGCACUGAUUUAUCUGCACGAGCACCAUAUCGUGCACCGAGAUGUCCGUGGUAGCAACAUUCUGCUGUCGAAGGACGGGGAGGUGAAGCUGUGCGACUAUGGAUUGGCACGCGACACGAAGACUACGCUCGGCAAGCGGGGUACUUGCAUCGGUUCGCCAUGCUGGAUGGCACCGGAAGUCGUCACCAGCUCCAAGAGUGACAAGGAUGUGUAUGACAAUCGGUCGGACGUGUGGGCAUUGGGUAUUACCGCGAUUGAGCUGGGUGAUGGAAAGCCACCGUUCGCAGACAUGCACGCGACCAGGGCCAUGUUCCAAAUCGUACGCAACCCUCCACCAACACUCUAUCGCCAGUCUACUUGGACCCAGGAGUAUAACGACUUCAUUGCCGAAUGUCUCGAGAAGAAUCCGGAUCAUCGGCCGUUCAUUAUGGAAAUUAUCGAACACCCUUUUCUGACCCAAGUGCCUGAAAAUGACUACCACUUGAGCCAAGAAAUGAAAAUGCUGGCCGAAUCGGUGCUUAAUGUACAGCUUCCGAAAAAGGAGGAAGUUGCGGUGGUCCGUGGCUUGCUGAAAUCGGCGGAAAAUCGACCAGAAAAGCUGCAGGUCGAGGAUCUCGCGGCACUGGAACAUCUGUCCGAGGAGACGAUACUGGAGGAGGUGUCCCAGCGUUACAAAGCCGGUAACACGUACACGUUUGUGGGCGAUGUGCUGAUUUCGCUCAAUCCUAACGAAAACAUUCCGGAGCACGUGCGUGGGUUUCACUCGAAGUACAUGUUUAAAUCACGCUCCGAUAAUGCCCCACACAUCUUCGCGAUCGCGGACAGUGCGUACCAGGACAUGCUGCACCACGAUGAACCGCAGCAUAUAAUUCUGGCCGGUGAGAGCUACUCGGGAAAAACGACGAACUUGAAGCUACUGAUGAAGCAUCUCGGUGUGCUCGGUGAGGGAAACCCGGGUGUGUACGAGCGUAUUGUGAACGGAUAUAAGGCACUGAGCACCCUUACGAAUGCCGGCACUCCGUUGAAUCCGAAUUCUACGCGCAGUAUCCUGCAGGUGCAGCUCACGUACGGUUCAACUGGAAAACUAUCGGGUGCUAUCUUCUGGGUGUAUCUUCUGGAGAAGCUUCGCAUUUCUUCGACUAACAUGAAUCAGUCCAAUUUCCACAUCUUCUACUACUUCUACGACACGAUGGAUGCCGAGGAGCGCUUGUUGGACUUUUCGCUGGAGGGUGGUCGCAACUAUCGCUAUCUGCGUAUAUCCGAGGCCAUGAGCUCGGAUAAGCUAAAGUACUGCCGUGACGAUAUCGCCGGCAACGUGAAAGCGUUCAAGGAGUUCGAAGAACAACUUCUAGCGCUGGAACUCUCGCAGGACAUUCUCGAGACGAUCUACCGAACGCUGGCCGCCAUUUUGCUGCUCGGUGAGGUACGCUUCAAGGAAACGGAUGGUGUUACUGAGCUGGAGGACUUCGAGGUGAUCACCAAGAUAGCGGCACUGCUGCAGCUGGACGAGAAAAAGUUCCAGUGGGCUCUGCUGAACUACUGCGUGAUUGUGCGCGGAUCUGCUGAACGUCGGCGCCAUACGGCCGAUGAGGCACGGGAUGCACGGGAUGUCUUAGCAGCUACGAUCUACUCCCGGCUGGUGGACUGGAUAACGAACACGAUUAAUCAGAAGCUUUCGUUCGGUAGAGCCAUCUACGGCGACAAACAUUCCGUCACCAUAACGGACCAUUUUGGAUUUGAGUGCUUCCAUCGGAACCACAUCGACCAGCUGGUGGUGAAUUCCCUCAACGAGCAGAUGCAGUAUUUGUACAAUCAGCGCAUCUUUGUGUUUGAAAUGAUUGAAAUGGAAGAGGAACAAGUUCCAGUGACUGCACUUCACUACUAUGACAACAAGCUGGCCGUCGAUCAUAUUCUAACCAAACCGAAGGGCGUGUUUAGCUUCAUCGACGACGCUAGCCGUGGACGCCACGGGCAGAACUACAUCAUCGAUUCGAUCCACACGAACAAAAGUCCCUUCAUCAAGCGUACCAGUGGGCACGAGUUUACUGUCGCACACUACACCGGCCGAAUCACGUACGAUGCGCGCGGCAUGCCCGAUAAGAACCGUGACUUCAUACCACCGGAAAUGGUGGAAACCUUACGCGCAUCCGGUGAACCGAUCAUCAAGAUCAUGUUCUCCAACCAGCUGUCACGCACCGGCAAUCUGACGAUGGCUGCCGAGGAGGCGCUGGGCGUCCCGUCGGACAAACCGAACAAGAAGAAACGCUGGGGCGCGGCACUGGUGGCGGAGAAAAACAAGGCGAAAAAGAUGAACACACUCUCCAAGGGCAUGUACUCGCAGGUCCACAAAAUGCGCACCAUUGCCGGGGUGUUCCGGGCGACCAGUCUCGAGCUGUUUAAAACGCUCUCGAUCGGUCCGAACAGUGGUGGCACCCAUUUCGUACGCUGCAUACGCGCGGAUCUCGAGUACAAACCGAAGGGAUUUGCACCGGAAAUGGUACGCCAGCAGUUGCGUGCGAUGGCCGUGCUGGAUACGGCACGGGCACGGCAGAAAGGCUUUUCGCAUCGCAUCCCCUUCCAGGAGUUCUUGCGGCGCUAUCAGUUUCUGGCGUUUGAUUUCGACGAGAACGUGGAGAUGACGCGUGACAACUGCCGUCUGUUGUUGAUUCGCUUGAAGCUGGAGGGUUGGGUCAUUGGCAAGACGAAGGUGUUCCUCAAGUACUACAACGUGGAGUACAUGCAGCGGCUGUACGAGACGCAGGUUAAAAAGAUUGUCAAAAUUCAAUCGAUGAUGCGUGCGUUCCUUGCGAAGCGUUCCGUCGCGACCAAGCUGAAGCAGAUCCACCGUGAAUCAAUUCGCAAGAAGCAAACGAGUAGCCAGGACAAUCAGGAUGAAGCGGCGCUGAAAAUUCAGUCCGCAUAUCGGGGCCAUAUGGCCCGGAAGAAGUAUCGGCCGUUGAUAAAUGAUCGUACGGGCAAGCUGGAUGCUGAAACGGCCGAGUUUAUGAAACCGUUCGCUUAUCGUUGGAGAAAGAAGUCCAUGUACCAGGUGUUGCUGCAGUACCGUGCCGCGCGCUACCAGGAUCUAGUGAAUAUGUCCCAACAGGUCCACAUCUACAAUCAACGGCUUGUGGCGGGAUUCGCUACCAACAGCAACUGCAUCAUGCUGGACAAGAUCGAUCCGAACCAGCGUAAUCCGGCGCUGCUCGGCACCCAGCGUACGCCGGUGUGGAAGUUACGGUUCCGCUUUGACGAUAUUCCCUUCUUCGACACCACGUACAUGUGCGAUCCAUCGGCUGCAUCCUACAUCUACACCGGUAACGAUUCCGACACCGAGGAUUGGGAUGCACCGUUGCGGCGCAGGAAAAAUCUUUCGUCGGAAAUUACCCAUGCCGCUCAGAAAGGAGUGCGGGCGAACGGCUACGGUGAGGUCGGUGAGCAUUCGCUCGCCAACGAGCCGUUCCAUCGGGAUCCCAGCUUACCGAUCAAACGCCUUUCUCCACAUCGUGUGGUGGAACCGUACAACGUGGUUAAUCGACCCCGUUCACCGAUUCAACCUUCGGUCCAGAUGUCCUCGGUAUAUUCGCCUAUUCCGUACGCCCGGCAGAGUGUGGACGAUAUUCGCAACAAGUUCAGCGGUACUAGCUUCGAUGAUGCGGGUUCCGUUACCAGCAAGACGGCCGUCUACAAGAAGCGGCAGGCACCGAAAGUUCCUGUGCCCGAACCGGAAGUCAUACCCGAGUUCCCAGCGAAAGGAGUGAAGAAACGGCCUGCACCGCAACCCCAAGUCCGACCGAUCACACCAACCAAAAUCAAUCCGAUCAAGGAGAUGGAGCUGAUCGGCAAGAAAAACACCGAUGAGAAUGACAACUCGGACGACGAACCACCGUUCAACUUCCAGGGUAUGCUGCGAAAGACCAACUACAACCGGGCCUCGAUGAAGCGCAACGCGGAGGGCCUUUCAAUGACCGCGACCAGCAUCGACUUUGAUGACGCGAACAAUAACAGCAACGGUAACAGCUACUACCCCACUGCCAAUGCGGACGCCAAGCGCCGGGACUCCACCAACGUGGUCUACCAGAGCAAACCGACCGAACGGCCGAAAUCGUGCCAGGGGCCGGAGAAUGGUAACAGUAGCAACGGUACCUCGCCCAACCUUCGCAAGCUCUCGCUCUCGCAGGACUCGUUCAUGAACGACCAAAAGGCGGGACCAUCGCGAAGUCGUUCCACCACGCCGCAGGACGAAAACCAAAACAGCCUGACCGGUGGCUUCAUUAGCGAAGAGAUCGUACCGGGCAUUAUUGUUGAGGGAUAUGUGGAAGAGUUCUAAGUCCCUGUACCGUGGGGAUAUAUAUUUAUAUAUAUAUAUAUAUAAAGCUAGUGUGCAAACGUUCGAAUAGCGCACCAUUACUCGCAAUUGUUCUCGUUUAUCUGUUGCAGGUUUUGCACCCCACCCAUUCUAUAAGUCCUAAAUAAAGAAUAUCCCACAAGAA
Messenger RNA from Anopheles moucheti, 4891 nucleotides. It is a transcript of the gene ninaC, whose product is annotated as neither inactivation nor afterpotential protein C. Bases 1 to 4728 code for a protein of 1575 amino acids. NCBI's taxonomy places the organism in Eukaryota, Metazoa, Arthropoda, Insecta, Diptera, Culicidae. The transcript has 12 exons. Gene Ontology annotation, molecular function: cytoskeletal motor activity; protein binding; ATP binding. The record is from RefSeq and is a predicted model, not a curated record. Gene Ontology annotation, biological process: protein phosphorylation. Gene Ontology annotation, cellular component: myosin complex.